AGGCCCGUAAAGUCCAAAUCCGAUUUCCCUGGCGUUAAAGAGCUUGGAGCAAAUGUGAUCAGCGCAACCUAAAAUAGCCCCCUCCCUCAAUCUCUCUCCCUUUGUGUGUACAAUAUGUGUGUGCACACAUGCAGACUCAUCAUGGCCACCAGGUGUAGCAAAGCGAGGACUCCAGGGCCCCGACUCCACCCACAUCCACCCCAGGGAGUCUAUAAAAGAAGGUGCCCUGGGCACAAGGCCUUCCACUGGCUAGGUUGAAACAGGGCAGGAAGGACAAGCCAGGAACUGUUGGUGAAGCGGCGUGGGGUGCGUGAGCAUACACCCAAACCAUGGGCAAUAGCAAGAGCGGAGCUCUAUCCAAGGAGAUCCUGGAAGAUCUGAAGCUGAACACCAAGUAUUCGGAAGAUGAGCUUUGCAAAUGGUAUGAGAGCUUCCAGAAGCAAUGUCCCGAUGGGCGCAUCAGCCGGUCUGAGUUUGAAAAGAUCUAUGCCAACUUCUUCCCCAACUCUGACCCCAAGGUCUAUGCCCGGCACGUCUUCCGGAGCUUUGACACCAACGAUGAUGGGACCCUAGACUUCCGGGAGUACAUCAUUGCGCUCCAUCUCACCUCCACCGGCAAGACCAACCUCAAGCUGGAAUGGGCCUUCGCACUCUUUGAUGUGGAUCGCAAUGGAGAGAUCAGCAAGCAUGAGGUUCUUGAGAUCGUCGCAGCGAUAUUCAAGAUGAUUCCUCCCGAGGAACAGAAGACUUUGCCAGAGGAUGAAAACACUCCUCAGAAACGGGCUGACAAGCUGUGGGCAUAUUUUAAUAAGGGAGAAACCGAUAAACUUGCUGAAAAGGAGUUUAUUGAAGGAGUGACGAAGAACGAUGCAAUAAUGAGACUCAUCCAAUAUGAGCCCAAGAAAAAAUAGGAGCUUUUGGUAUUAAUUGUUAGGGGGGAAAUAAAAGUGUGGGUGUAAAAAUCAGAGCUUGGAAAAGUUACUUUUGGGGGACUACAACUCCCAGAAUCCCCAGCCCACAUGGCCAGAGGCUAUGCUCUAGAAAUUCUAGAAAUUAUAGCUUUUUGGGGAAAAAAUACUGUUUCCAAGCUCUGAUAGAAGCGUAUGUUUGUAUGCAUGAUGCAAAGUAAGGCAGAAUAUUGUAAUACCCUGUGUGUGUGUGUGUGUAUGAGUAUAUGUGUGAGAGAAAUAAUAUAAAUAGAAGUUGGGGGGAAAUUUGUGCACACUCAUGGAAAAAGUACGACUAUAAACACAACUGUGUAUACCCUUUACUGUACAAACCCAACUCUUGUUAGCGAUAGCCACCCUUUUUCUGUUUCUGCCCUUUUAAUUUUGCAUUAUUUUUUUCAAUGGAAGGUCAGCCCCACGGCCAUUAAAAAAAUGCUCACUUGAGCGAACCUAUUUGGGGGCAGGGGGAAGAAAGGUGGAGGUAUGAAAAACAGUUAAGAAACAAGGAAAAUAUUAUUAUUGCUAUUAUUAUUAUUAUUAUUAUUGUUGUUGUUGUUAUUUAAGUUGCAAAAAACAAGACACACAUAAAGGAGGUAAGAGUCAGUGGACUUGGAUCCAGGAGACUAGUCGUGAGGCUCGCCAGAAGACAAGCUCUCAAGUCCUUUUGUUAUGAUCCCAUUUUAAUUGCCAGGCUUCUAUCCAAGUGUUUUGGACUUCAACUCCCACCAUUCCUAACAGCCUCAGGCCCCUUCCUUUUCCCCCUCAGCCGCUUAAGCGGCUGAGGGGGAAAAGGAAAGGGCCUGAGGCUGUUAGGAAUGGUGGGAGUUGAAGUCCAAAACACCUGGAGGCCCAAAGGUUGGGAAACACUGUCCUAGACCUUUCCUAAGACACUGCUUGAAGAUGUAUUGUACUUCGGUUGUUUUGGACAGUGAGGGUCAGCAAGCUAGCUAACAGAACUAUAGAGCCGAUGUAAUUCUUCCUAAAUGUGGAUUUUAAUGUCCGUCGUCGUUUUCCUUCCUCUAUCACGCUAGCGGUGUUUCUUGUUUCUGUAAGAAAAACAGGGUUACUUACUUCUAGGGAGGGGUCGGCCAGGGUUAAUAUCCUAAAGAGGAGCGUGUUUAAGUUUCUGUUACCCUGUCUGUUUUUCAAUAAAGGGCAUUGUGUGUA
Anolis carolinensis (green anole) is the source of this 2114-nucleotide messenger RNA. It is a transcript of the gene rcvrn, whose product is annotated as recoverin. Lineage: Eukaryota; Metazoa; Chordata; Lepidosauria; Squamata; Anolidae. Gene Ontology annotation, molecular function: calcium ion binding. The transcript is spliced from 3 exons. Bases 330 to 911 code for a protein of 193 amino acids. The record is from RefSeq and is a predicted model, not a curated record.